This is a messenger RNA of Neoarthrinium moseri, 2127 nucleotides long. RefSeq lists its product as uncharacterized. NCBI's taxonomy places the organism in Eukaryota, Fungi, Ascomycota, Sordariomycetes, Amphisphaeriales, Apiosporaceae. The record is from RefSeq and is a predicted model, not a curated record. Gene Ontology annotation, biological process: intra-Golgi vesicle-mediated transport. Gene Ontology annotation, cellular component: COG complex. Bases 1 to 2127 code for a protein of 708 amino acids. The transcript has a single exon.
AUGGCUGCCAAUGGGAUAAACUCGGUUGCUCUCCCGCCCAAAGACGGCUUCGCAUCGGGUCCCCUUUCCCCUGGUGAACCAGCAGCACCGGGGCUGCCGCUGAGAAGCCCCAAUCCUUUGACCUCCAAAGUCACAAGUGUCUUGUCGACCUCCUACGCGGAUGCAGAGUUCCGCGACGCCCUCGGUCUGCUGGAUGAGCGCGGACUGGCCAACAGUGCUGAGACGCGCAGGCAACUGCGUUUAGAUAUCCAGAAGGAGGUGAUCCAGAGCAAUGGCGACAUCAUAACCGAGUUCGGCCGGGUUGCAGACCAGCUGCGCCGGAUCGGCACCACCAUCGACAAGCUGAACAGGAGCUACCAGGAGAUGAAGAGCCAUGUCACAGCAGCCCACAAGGCAACCUCGUCAACCUUGGACGAGGCUUCCAAUCUGAUAGCGCAGAGGCAGGAUAUCGAGAAGAAACAGCACGUGCUCAAGGCUUUGCGAGAGCAUUUCGUUCUUUCCGAGGACGAGGAGGCCUCGCUCACUUUGACUUCUGAGCCCGUGGACGACAGAUUCUUUGCCAUCCUGGCAAAGGCCAAAAAGAUCCGUACUGAUUGCGAAGUACUUCUCGGCUUCGAGCACCAGACCUUGGGUCUUGAGAUAAUGGAGCGGACGUCAAAACACUUGAAUCAGGCUUUCCAAAAGCUGUAUCGUUGGACCCAGAAGGAAUUCAAGACUUUGAACCUGGAGAACCCCCAGAUCAACUCAUCCGUUCGCCGGGCUCUCCGUGUCCUGGCAGAACGACCUUCACUUUUCCAAAACUGCCUCGAUUUCUUUGCCGAAGCUCGGGAGCAGAUCCUCUCUGAUGCCUUCUACUUGGCGUUGACCGGCACAUCCCCAUCAGGGCAGGAGGAUCGUUCGGUGAAACCCAUUGAGCUGGUAGCCCACGAUACCCUUCGGUACGUAGGUGACAUGCUAGCCUGGAUCCACUCGGCCACGGUCAGCGAAAGAGAGGCUCUCGAGAUCUUGUUUGUAUCGGACGGCAAUGAAAUUGCCAAGGGCAUUCAGGCAGGUCGCGAGAACGACCUGUGGAGGCUCGUAACUGACGAAGCCGACGGCACCCCCGAGUUCGAUGCCGUCAAGGCACUAAACGAGCUGGUAGACAGAGACGUCUCGGGAGCUGCACGCGUCUUACGGCAGAGAGUCGAGCAGGUGAUUCAGACCAACGAGGACACGAUCCUGGCUUACAAGCUUGCAAACCUCCUGAACUUCUAUCGGGUCACCUUCUCAAAGCUGCUUGGGACACAGUCUGUUCUCCUGGAAUCCAUGUCAAACCUGGAGACUGAAGCCCUGCGGCAGUUCCGGUCGCUGAUGCGGGAUCACAUUGCUACGUUACAAGGAGAAUUCCAGCACACGCCGUCCGACCUAGGACCGCCAGACUUCCUUCAAGAAUCUCUUAAACAGCUGACUUCUAUCAUGAAAACCUACGAGACGUCGCUUGCGUCAACUGGAGAUCGGGAGGCAGAUUUUCAGCCCGUAUUGGCAGAGUCGUUCGAUCCUUUCAUAUCUGGAUGCGAAAACAUGGCAAAGACUAUCAAACCGCCGUCAGUUUCCGUCUUCCUCAUCAACUGCCUUCUUGUGGCCAAGGCUGCGUUGGCACCAUUUGACUUCACACAGAAGCGAGUAGAAGCACUGCAGUCUAGGGUGGACGAGCACGCUGAGAAAUUGGUGGCUAGCCAAUACGCUUACUUGAGAACUGAGUCGGGCCUGGAUACAUUGUAUGAUGCCUUGGCACCCCUCCAGGCUACGGAGGAAGAUAUAGCCAAGCUCCGUACAAGCGACGCAUUGAAACCUGAUGUUCUGAUAGCAGCAAGUCAGAACCUUGAUGAUUUCUUACCGUCUGCACUGAUGGACGCCAUGGAGAACCUGCGCCACCUGCAAGACUCCAAACUGACGCGAGACAUCACUGAAGAGGCCACCGAGAAAUUUUGUGUUGAUUUUGAGCAUGUUGAGGAGAUGUUGAUCUCGGCUGACGAGGCCAUCGAGCAGGGGCAAACGAACGGGCAUGCUGGUAGUCAAGACGGCCCCCAAAGUCUACGCGCGUUGUUCCCUAGGACAACCGGAGAAAUCAGGGUACUUCUAUCGUAA